This is a messenger RNA of Pestalotiopsis fici W106-1, 1008 nucleotides long. RefSeq lists its product as uncharacterized. NCBI's taxonomy places the organism in Eukaryota, Fungi, Ascomycota, Sordariomycetes, Amphisphaeriales, Sporocadaceae. The coding region runs from base 1 to 1008 and encodes 335 amino acids. The transcript has a single exon. The record is from RefSeq and is a predicted model, not a curated record.
AUGUUUCGUGCCCAGUACCUUGCGAGGUCUGUUGUUGCGCAGCCCAUUUCGCAAAAGCUAUUACCGGCCGGGGGGUCGCGAUGCUGCGCCAACAAUAAUCUCAAAGCUGCUGCCGCGCACCUGUUUGCGCAACAGCGACUGGUCGCGAAUAGCAGUAGAAGCUUUGCGACCACAUGCAGCCUCCGCGAGAAACAGCAGCCAGCAGAAGCGGCGCAUUCCGCGUCAAGCGAGUCCACGACGACGAUAUCAUCCGAUCCACAGCCUGAAGAGCACCAGACCACACCGAAACCCAAGCCCAAACGCCGGCGCCGUGGUUACGCCUAUGCCGCCAUAUUCAUGCUCAUCGGCACAAGCAUAGGCUCUCUGUUCCGACUGUCUGUCUCGCCGCCGCCGCUACCGGAGCCGGGCACGAAAGAGGAUGGGUACAUUCUCGAGUCGAUCUACGACCAGGCCAAGAAGCUGCCAUUGGUACAGGCCCUCUCCUCCGACCCGGCAUGGGAAUCGUGGUACGCCUACUCGGACUGGCGGGAGGGCUCACGACCCCUGAGCAUCACGUCGGGUCCCAUGUCUGGAUGCCGCGGCCUGGCGUAUCAACGCAUCUUUCACAACAAGGCUACGGGCGAAAUGGUGAGCGUCGUGUACUUUGGCGGCGCCCUCUCCGGCUUCCCGGGUGUCGUUCAUGGCGGCUCUCUCGCCACCAUUCUGGACGAGAGCAUGGGGCGCUGCGCCAUCUAUCGCUUUCCGGCGCGCAUGGGUGUGACAGCUAACCUGGACCUGACCUACAAGAAACCCACCUUGACCAACGCCUUUUACGUCGUCAGAACGCGACCGGUUCUCUCAGAGGCUGACGAGGUGAUUGGUAAGGACGGCACCAAGAAGAGCGACAGGAAACUCUGGGUACACGGCACCGUUGAGACCCCGGAAGGCAAGGUUUGCGUCGACGCCAAGUCACUCUUUGUUGUUCCCAAGUACAUUCAACCCCAUGGCCGUACAGACGGAAAAUGGUAG